UGAUAGUGACGACGUCGUAGCCAUAGACGCGACAAGAGUUUGGGUAUAGCUUGACAAGGACACAUAGAUGUCAACAAACAGAUUUUCAUGGCCAGCAGGUUUGCAAAACUCUGCUUUUAACUUUAUAACAUCGGAAGAUUUUGGAUAUGAACUAACCAUCUUAGGCACUGGUCUGAACAGAAAACAGAUUUGGACCCUGGAAUUAAAUCAUGACGAAACAGUCUACAUGAAGAAUCGAUUUGAACGCUAUCUGACAGUUGAUAAGUUUGGAGCCGUAAAAUGUGAAUCAGAGGAACUUAUUGAUGAUGGAAAAUUUAAUAUAGAAUUCUCCCCUGAUGGAUCUGGUAGAUGGGCCUUUAAAAGUGAAAAGUAUGGGACAUACUUAGGUGGAAAUGACCAAAAGGUAGUAUGCUUAUCAAGAAAAGUUUCUGAAAAUGAACUGUGGUAUGUUCCAAUGGCUAGACACCCACAAAUUGUUUUAGGCAACAAAAGACGGAAGCGUUAUUUUGGCUUAGUUGGAAAUGAAGUUAUAUGCCAAGAUAGAAUUCCUUGGGGGCAACAUUCAAUAUUUACUUUAGAAUAUCAUAUGGGGAAAUAUUCAAUAAAAACGAGUGAUAAUAGAUAUCUACGUAAAGAUGGUAACUUAACAGAAUCAAAGGAACCGGGAACAUACUUUACUUUGGAGCUGAGAGUCAAUUCAGAACCAAAGCUUGAGGGAAUUGCCUUUCGAGAUGACGAAGGAAAAUACUUAGGUGGUGUUGGUAUUGGUAGUCAGUCGGUAACUCUCAAAACCGACAGGAAAACAAUAACAGACGAGGAAAUUUUUCAACUGGAAGAAAGUAACCCCCAGGUUGUAUUCGUGGCACCAAAUGAAAACAAUGUAUCGAUUCAAACCGGGUUUGGACUGUCUGCCAGUACAGAUGAGGAGAGUCAAAAGGAAAUUUUUCAGAUUGAAUUCGACAAUGCUACCAAUAAAUGGUAUAUCAUCACAUCGGAACAUAAAUUCUGGUCUGUUAGCCCGAGCAAUAAAAUAGAAGCAACUUCUACAAGCCGCGACCCAGAUUGUUUAUUCCAGUUCGAAUGGCUCUGUGGAACUGUUGCAGUAAUCGCCGCAAAUGGCAAAUACGUUGGCAUACAACCAAAUGGUCAAAUGACUGCUAAAAGUGAUGGCAUUGGUGCAAAAGAAAUAUUUAGAAUCAAACUCAUCAAUCGACAAAUGUUGGUUUUAAAAGGUGACUAUGGAUAUGUAGGGAAGAAGUCGUCGUCUUCUAAGGAACCAGUCUACUCGUGUAACAAAUCAAUGUACGAAGUAUUGGAGCUGGAACAUGGUGACAAAGGAGUUUAUUACAUCAAAGGCGAUAAUGGCAAAUACUGGAAUCUAAAAAACACAACAAUCUCUCCUACUGGCACUGAUCCGGAACCAUUUAUACUGGAAUUUAUGGGUCAUUGUCUUUUGGCUAUCCUUGCGCCAAACACAAAAUAUGUAAAUGGUGAGAAAAGUGGUGGGUUUGAAGCUACCACUCAGUUAAUACAGAAAUCGUGCUUGUGGCGAUUCUAGGCAAUACAAAACUUUCGUUUUCCAUUCUAUUAUCAGUUUGUAUUAAAGGAAUCAGAAGCGUAUUGUAAUGUUUCUUGCAUAAAUUGUUUUUUUUUU
Messenger RNA from Mytilus trossulus (common blue mussel), 1654 nucleotides. RefSeq names its product fascin-like. Gene Ontology annotation, biological process: actin filament bundle assembly; cell migration; establishment or maintenance of cell polarity. NCBI's taxonomy places the organism in Eukaryota, Metazoa, Mollusca, Bivalvia, Mytilida, Mytilidae. Gene Ontology annotation, cellular component: actin cytoskeleton; cytoplasm. The transcript is spliced from 2 exons. Bases 68 to 1558 code for a protein of 496 amino acids. The record is from RefSeq and is a predicted model, not a curated record. Gene Ontology annotation, molecular function: protein-macromolecule adaptor activity; actin filament binding.